UAUAAAUUUAGGCCACGCCCAGCGUGCUCUGGCGGCCAAUUUAAAGGGCGAGAGUUUAAAAACAUGUCUCUGCUCAGCUGUCAGUACAAGCAUGCAGCGCCUACCUUCUCAGCUGGAAUGUUGUAUGUCGCCCAUUACCAAUCCUCAAGCACAGUUCUAUGGACCUCCAGAGCCUUGGAUGCUAAUAGACUCCAGUGCUGCCAUGGAGGAUUUAAUUGGUGUAUCUCCAAGAUCUCGCUUUUUUAGUGAACCUGGGUUACUGGCUGAGGAAGACUGUUAUCCAGAGUUGAUGUUACCAGAAUGGUCCACCUUUCCUGAAUCAUUGUAUUCCUGCGCAGAACAUGACUGUAGCAUGGACACAGCAAGUGUAGGUGUUGAUACUGAAUUGGAUCUUUUGGAAUUGGACAAAUCGGAUACCAGCUUCAAUUCCUCUCGGCAACGAAACUCUGUAAGGUAUGAGACGGAUGAGGCCAUUCUACAGAGGCGGCAGAAGCAAAUAGACUAUGGCAAAAACACGCUUGGCUAUCAACGUUACACACAGCAAGUCCCAAAGCAUCAGCGGGAACCAGGAAUUCACCCUCGCAGCCCCAAUAAGCGCAAGAAAUAUAGCCGCCGCUCCUGGGACAUGCAGAUCAAGCUUUGGAGACGUGCUCUCCAUGCUUGGGAUCCCCCUGUGGAGUUCUUGUAUCCGAAAGACUGGACAUGUAAUCCAUCACAAAGCCUGCUUGAAUCCUGGUUUGGAAUUGAAGAACCUCUGGAAACACUGGAGUCCGAAGUAAUUAACCAACAGUUCUCAUGCCUUCCUGAUCUGAGUUAUACCUCCCAAAACAUGGGAGCCAUGCCUUUCGCUUGCAUGCCUUUUCCAGCCUAUGCAGGUGAUUGGGGUUAUUCACACUGGUUAGGGAUACAAUAAUGUCUCGUCAAGACUUUUACUCAAUCUUAUUUAUGUUUAAAAAUGGCCAGUCUUAAAGACUUGCAAAUUCUUUUUUUUUUGUGUGUGUAACUGCCUCUUUGUCUAAACUUCUGUGUUUCACUUGUUUUCAAAAUUAAUGAAAUGAAGGUCUCCACUUUA
This is a messenger RNA of Spea bombifrons (plains spadefoot toad), 1072 nucleotides long. Its product is annotated as oocyte-specific histone RNA stem-loop-binding protein 2-like. Gene Ontology annotation, cellular component: histone pre-mRNA 3'end processing complex; cytoplasm. NCBI's taxonomy places the organism in Eukaryota, Metazoa, Chordata, Amphibia, Anura, Pelobatidae. Gene Ontology annotation, biological process: mRNA 3'-end processing by stem-loop binding and cleavage; mRNA transport. Gene Ontology annotation, molecular function: histone pre-mRNA stem-loop binding; mRNA binding. The record is from RefSeq and is a predicted model, not a curated record. The coding region runs from base 92 to 913 and encodes 273 amino acids. The transcript is spliced from 8 exons.